Colletotrichum siamense is the source of this 1527-nucleotide messenger RNA. It is a transcript of the gene YIP3, whose product is annotated as Prenylated Rab acceptor 1. Bases 1 to 1527 code for a protein of 508 amino acids. Lineage: Eukaryota; Fungi; Ascomycota; Sordariomycetes; Glomerellales; Glomerellaceae. Gene Ontology annotation, cellular component: Golgi apparatus. The transcript has 2 exons. The record is from RefSeq and is a predicted model, not a curated record.
AUGGCUCGCAUCCAGAUUCCCAUCGACGCCCUGACGUCCCGCCUGAACAUCCAGGACCGCUUCAACAGCAUGCGCUCCGGCGGCUUGACCGCCAGGUUCGCCAACCUGCGUCCCGUCGGCGAGUUCUUCGACAUGAAGCGCCUCUCCAAGCCUGGCAACUUUGGCGAGGUCCAGUCGCGAUGGAACUACAACCUCUCCUACUUCUCCAGCAACUACAGCGUCGUCUUCCUAAUGCUCAGCAUCUACGCGCUGCUCACCAACUGGCUGUUGCUGUUCGACAUCAUCUUCGUCGUUGCAGGCAUGUUCCUCAUCGGCAAGCUUGACGGCCGUGAUCUCGAGAUCGGUACCUUCCGCGCCUCCACCUCCCAGCUGUGGACCGGUCUCCUCGUCAUCGCCAUUCCCGUGGGCCUGUUCGCGUCGCCCUUCUCGACGCUGCUCUGGCUCAUCGGUGCUUCUGGCGUGGUCAUUCUCGGCCACGCUGCUUUUAUGGACAAGCCCAUCGAUGAGGCUUUUUCCGGGGAGGCGUCAGAGGACGAAGACGACAGCAGCGAGGACGAUAGCGAAGAAGACGACGACUCUUCUGAAGACGAGUUCGAGAUCGAUUGGGAUCAGCUUUCGCCGAUGGAGCGGGAGGAGGCAUUGGUACAGACAGCACUGGCUCGCAUCCGCCGUGCCCAGGAAAAGGGCAGAGCAGAUGUCAAGCUCAACAAGGACGAGAUGGCUGCGCUGGAGCGACACAAGAAACGCAUGGCAAAGGAAGCGCGCAAGCAAGAGCGCAAACGGCGCAAGGAGAAGGAGCAACGCUACUCCAUCCCGCUGUCACAAUUGCAGGCACCGAUUAGAAGACGGUCUCCGACUGCGGACGAUGACUUGCCGCUCCACCCGUCUCCUGGCACCUUCGACGCGGUUCAAAACCGAGGCGCGAUGCCGCCUGUGGGCUACUUUCCUCCCCCGAACGCUUCUCGCACACGCCACCGUUCAUCAACUUCUUCCUCCCAGCGACCUCCUUCGGGCGGCGAACCACGGGGUUCGUCGCCAUUCCAAUACGCGUACGUCGGUUCGCGCCAGGCCUCGGACAACAUGUCGCCGGCGUCGUCUACAUCAUCAAAGUCAAAGUCGAAGGCGGCGGUCGAUCCUUUCCAGUUCCAGACGGAGGGUUCCAGCGCCCAAGGCAUUGUAGCUCGGCGUAACGUGUCGGGCUCAACAGAUGGCAGACGGACUCCUACGGUUCCAGCUACCUCGCGCGUGACCAGGUCGCGGGCUCCACCUCCGGAGUCGGCAUCGUCCAGCGACAGCAGCAGCGAGGAAAGCACGGAGGAGAGCACCAGCGACGGUACUGGAAAUGGCGCGCAGAUCGUCGAGCCUGCACCGCCGCCGCCGCAGACAAGGCGCGGCCGGAGGGAGGCCAUCGUUGUCGAAGAGGCUGCAUCCCGCGAACCAGCGCGUGAGUCGUCGCGGGGCAAGAAAUCGUCUAAUCCGUCGCCGUCUAAGAGAAAGCCCGUCGCGAGCAGGAAAAAAAAGAAAUGA